AUGUCUUCAAGACUACAAGCAUUGAGCAAGGAAGAACUCAUACAAAAAGUUCUAGAGUCAGAAGCAAUACUUAACGAGUUUCAAGAGUCAAGUAAGGAUCUAGAAAAAGCGUUGGAGGAUGAAUUGCAACAAUUGGAAUCGACAAAUUUAAACCUUGAAAACCAAGUCAUCGACUUGAAAAAACAGCUUCUUGCAUCAAGACAGCAGAAUCUAGACCAGGGGAAGGAUCUAGAUGAACUACAAGAUCUUCUUUUGAGCAAGGAUCAAGAAAUUGCCGGUUUACAGCAGAAAAUAGUCACCAUUGAAAUUUCUAAUGCUUCAAUGGAGAGCCAAGAUCGAAUCAUGCUUAGUAAGUACGAAGUGCAACAAGCCUUCAACAAUGAGCUACUAGAAAAGUUGGCAAUGUUGGAGGAUGAGUUGGAUAGGGUCAAGAAACAAAAUACCGAGAAACAAUUGCACAUCACCAAUUACAAAAUUCAAAUCAGUGAUCUACAGGAAACAAUCAAGCAGCUAGAAGCAGAACAACACAAAGAUGGUGACACACUGUUUGUUAGUAUGAUGGAUGUGUUGAAGAGCACGCCUCCACCAAACGUACUUCGAGAUCUCACCAAUACAUCACAGAGUAAAAUGAAGAAAUCAGAUUCGUUACAGAAGCUAAAAAAUUUGACUAGAGAUCUUGACAUUUUUCUAGGAAAGAACAAUCGCUUGGAAAAUACCUCAGUGGAGAAUUUGAAAAAAAUGUCCAUGUUGAAGGCACCUUCACUGACAAAAUUGACUAUACAUCUGGAUGACGAGGGACAUCUAGACACAGAGAGAAAAACCAAACGAUUUUCCUACAGCAAACGAUACUCACAACUUCCCUCAAUUACAGGGAGUCCAAGAGCUUCAGGAAAGUAG
Molecule: messenger RNA, 897 nt
Organism: Lodderomyces parapsilosis
Lineage: Eukaryota; Fungi; Ascomycota; Pichiomycetes; Serinales; Debaryomycetaceae
Exons: 1
Coding region: 1-897 (298 amino acids)
Biological process (GO): establishment of mitotic spindle orientation; centrosome localization; vesicle transport along microtubule
Cellular component (GO): kinesin complex; centrosome; kinetochore
Molecular function (GO): microtubule binding
Source: RefSeq, a predicted model, not a curated record